UAGAAGUGGUUGCAGCGUCUCUAUCUGAUCACGUGCUCUAACUCGCGUGACCUCACACCGACAACUUUUUAUCGGUAAAUACUGCAGAUCAGCCAGUUUGACAACCAAACCCCCUCCAUGAACUCUUCUAGGUUGCAAACCGCAGGCAAACCCCCCACGGGCGGCGUGCCACAAGUCCAAUGGCUGAAUCAGCAACAUCCGCAGCAUACACAAAAUCUGCUGCUGCUGCCACUGCAACAUCAACAACUGCAACUGCCACACCUGCUGCUGCACCAGCAGCUGGGCUCGUACUACUCAUCAGCCAACUACUCGCUUCCUGGCGUCAUUAACUACCUCACAUCGGAAUUCACCAAUCUCGAACGCUUCAAGAUCAUGACCAACUUGGAGAAAUCAGAGAUGAAGUACAAAAUCAUCCAGCUCCAAUGUGAAGUGAACUCGCUCAAACUCGUCUGUGACAAGCAAAAGAGCCAAAUUUCCAAGUUGGAGACCGAAAACCGCAAGUUGAAAGAGCAAUCGACGGGGGAAGUGCAUGCUUCUUCCGAAAGUGGUGAAGACCACCCCGAUUCCCAAUUGCCCGAGAUCCCAGACGUGGAUCUUCUGGUUAUUAAGAAGUCCAGACAGCAACUAACCAAGUCCAUGAAGGAAAUUGUGCACCUUCUCAAGAUCCCAUCAGCCAAAAACAUGAACUACCUUGGCAUACCAGAGACCAGUGAUAUUCCCAUUAAUAACGAAUUGGACGCCUUGGUGAACCACGAGGACAAUUUUAAUGAUAACUUUGACUUUAACGACCGCCACAUCCUCAGUCUUUCACCCAGGAGCAUGAAAAAGGGUAAAUCGGUUACUUCCCAAUAUUUUGGAGACGAAGGGGAGGCCCCAGAAGCAUACGUCGAUUUUGACGACAUCAAGGAUGUAAAUGUCGAUUUUUUCAACGAAAAACAGUUCACUGGAACCCAAGUUUCGGUCAACGAGUCCAGAAGCUUGCCUUAUGAAAGUGACGCCGAAACAGAGAUCCUAGAAAAUGUGGAUGAAGUGGUGGCUCCCCUUGACAAGCAGCCAUUGUCAGGUGAAGAGAAGCAUACGAAUCAACAGGUAUUCGAGGAUGGUGAGAUACAGGUCCACCUCACUUCCAUCUCUGAUGAGUAUAGAAUAGAGGUAUUCGAUAAGAAUGCAAAGAAGAAGGUGUUCUCUAAGGACGUCUACAUAGACUCUGUGGAACCCGACAAAUUGAUUAGUUUGCACCGCAUUGCACUUGAAGAUUCGAGGGGAACUUUUUUGGCAGUGCAAGAAAAUGGGAUAGUGUUCAGUCUCACCGUGGAAACUGAUAACACCAGGGAGACCGAGUUGAUCAAUCUUAAAAAUCAGAAGGUGCACAUACAAUCAUCAGGGUUAACAGAAUUGCCCCACAUCGAGAAGACCCGGAAGUUCGGGUUUGUGGUGAAUUCACUUGAAGACAACUUUGUCAUCAAGGUGUUCCAGCUCACCUUGAAAGAUGGAGAAUUCGAAACUAAAGAAAUUGGAUCGUUCAACCGGAACUUCAUAACAAAGAACGCCAGUUCAAAGCAUAUUGAAUUUGAUACGUGGGCCGUCAACAAUAGUGCUCAGAUUAAGCCUUCGUCUCCCAAGAAGAAGAAGGGGAAGGCCGAAUCUGGUGCCAGUGCCGAGGAGGAAGAAACUGCCUUUGUGCCCUACGAAUUGGUUUACAGGAGCGAGGACAGCCUCCUCAGGGUGAACGUGGUGAACAAGACCAUUCAGACGUUGCCUUGGUGAAGUAACGAUGAAGAAGCGAGACCGACGGCAGGUACCAAGCAAUAAUAGCUACAAUUCCCAGGCUGAAAAACAAAUACUAGACUCGAUGAUAAGAGUUCGAAGUCAUCCAUGGUCGGGCCAAACCACAUCCAACCAUCUUCCAGCUGGACGCUAUAUUCGAACAAUACCAACAGUUUCGACGCCACUGGAGUAUAUCCCUACCAACGCCUCGGUGUUUAUUUCACCCUCACCACUGCCCC
Molecule: messenger RNA, 2006 nt
Organism: Suhomyces tanzawaensis NRRL Y-17324
Lineage: Eukaryota; Fungi; Ascomycota; Pichiomycetes; Serinales; Debaryomycetaceae
Exons: 1
Coding region: 118-1767 (549 amino acids)
Source: RefSeq, a predicted model, not a curated record